Coniophora puteana RWD-64-598 SS2 is the source of this 1785-nucleotide messenger RNA. Its product is annotated as acyltransferase. The record is from RefSeq and is a predicted model, not a curated record. The transcript has 8 exons. Gene Ontology annotation, biological process: phospholipid biosynthetic process. Gene Ontology annotation, molecular function: glycerol-3-phosphate O-acyltransferase activity; glycerone-phosphate O-acyltransferase activity. Gene Ontology annotation, cellular component: endoplasmic reticulum membrane. Lineage: Eukaryota; Fungi; Basidiomycota; Agaricomycetes; Boletales; Coniophoraceae. The coding region runs from base 1 to 1785 and encodes 594 amino acids.
AUGCCUCCCAUGUUAGCGUACAGGUUUCUGCGGAAGAUAUCAGAUUGGACUCUGGAGGGCUUCUACUCGGAUGUACACGUUAGUGGGCGUGAACAUGUUCCCGAAGAAGGCCCGCUCAUCAUCGCGGCCACCCACCAUAAUGAGAUUAUCGACAUUGCUGCCCUCUCUGCCACCAUCCCCCACCGCCGACAGGUCCGCUUCUGGGCAAAGUCCACGAUGUUCAAGAACAUCUUCGCUCGUGAACUGCUCACGUCUGCGGGUAGCAUACCCGUGCAGCGGAACCCCGACAGCGCGUCGACUGGGCCGGGUAGCAACGGCCACGGCCCCGGCGGUGGUGGGAAGGCGGGGAUGUCGCAGGCCGCGCUGUUCCGCGACACGUCGGCGGCGCUCGCUGCGGGGUCGGUGGUAGGGGUGUUCCCUGAGGGGACGAGUUACUCGGAGCCUCGGAUUGUGCAGGUGAAGGACGGGGCGGCGUGGGCGGCAGUGGAGUAUGCGAAGGCGGUGAGGAGGGGGGAGGUAAGGGAGGGCAGGGAGCUGGUGGUUGUGCCGGCUGCGGUGGUGUAUACGGAUAAGUCGCAGUAUCAGAGUCGGGUGUGCGUGAGGUACGGGGAACCUAUUCCCAUCAGUCGGUACGUGGAAGGUCUAAAAGAGGAGGACGAGGAGGCCACGAGGGCAGUUGUCAAAGGGGUGUCUGCUGAGAUUGAGAGACGACUCAGAGCCUUAACGAUUAACGCGGAGGACUGGGACACGCUGAGUGCGGCUGCGGCUGCAAGAGAGCUUUUCUUUCCCAAACCUCUCUCAUUAGGCCUCGAUAACUAUGUGGACGUUUCUCAAAGUCUCGUGGAUACACUCACAGAUUCUACGGCGACUUCCGAGGCAGGUCAAACGGCUAAGGGAUCUCUAGUACGUUAUCUGGCCUUGCAACGUUACACGGGCAUCUCGAGCACCACACUUGAGUCUCUUUUUCCGUCCCCCCUUUCUGUCGCGAUGGGUUCGUCAUCUUCGUCGAAGCCGCCUGGAGUAACGGAAGCUCUCAGAACGUUCUUCUAUCAGCUCGUGGCCACCCUCCUUCAUCCACGAGCGCUCUUGUUUUUCCCCAUGUUUGCUGUCCACGCACCGGGGUACCUCACUGGUUGGAUCGCAUCCUACUUUCUGUCGCCAAGGACCGAGGAAGAGUCGAAAACUCAAUUUAAGGCGAUCUUUGGCGGGCUCGGUCUGGCUGCUAGCUACAGCGCGGUCACUCGCCUCGCGUGGAAGUUCGUGAACCAGCCUUUCGCGUACCUGGACAGGCUCGUCCGAAGGGAUGCUCUGCCGAAUAGCUUGAUCGAGUUUCUACAGCACCUUGCCGCAUAUCUUCAUUCGAGCGACGACUGGAUCAUUAAGCUUCUUAAACGUUCGGUUGCGUUUGUGCUGCUCGGUUGCGGGACGACUCGACUUCUGUGGAGCUGGCAUAAUCUCUUCGUCAUGUUGGGUGUGACGUCGCCGACAAGGACCGACGCUACCCAGGAAGAAUUGAAGCGCUACUCACGACCAAAGCCGCCGCUGGCUAAUCCGUUUAUCAAGUCUCACUCGCCAGUCAGCAGACGGCUGGCCGCGGGAGGAGCCGAGAUUGACGCUAAAUCUAUCCCAACCUCUAUUCCAAGCACGAGCAAAUUUAUCAGACCGCUCUUCGCUGCCAGAGAAGAAGCCCAGACGUCUCUGAGACGUUACAUCACCGAGUUGUCGGCUUCUGAGGCGGGCCACGAGGUGAUUGCGAAGCUGAGGAGCGGCGGAGGUAAUCUAUGA